Labrus bergylta (ballan wrasse) is the source of this 6268-nucleotide messenger RNA. RefSeq names its product zinc finger and BTB domain containing 46 (gene zbtb46). Gene Ontology annotation, molecular function: RNA polymerase II cis-regulatory region sequence-specific DNA binding; protein binding; DNA-binding transcription factor activity, RNA polymerase II-specific. Gene Ontology annotation, biological process: regulation of transcription by RNA polymerase II. NCBI's taxonomy places the organism in Eukaryota, Metazoa, Chordata, Actinopteri, Labriformes, Labridae. The record is from RefSeq and is a predicted model, not a curated record.
UGAGAUAGAGAGAGACGAAGAGAGAGAGAGACAUAGACAUGCACAGUGGAGGAGGAGGACGAGGAGGAGGGGGAGGCUCCUGAUACCAAGACACGGAAAAGCAGGGGAGGGAAAGAGAGAAAGAAAAAAGGGGCUGUUGGAGGAAGAAGAGGAGCGGGGAGUGGGAGAAAACAGGGGGAAAAACACACUUAAAGAAAGCAUAGAGAAGAGAAGAAGGACAGUACCUGGUGCUUUGGACAUCCCCCUCCUUUCUUCACUUGGGCUGUCACAAGCAGAUUGGACUCCGAAGGACCGACACCGCGUCCACCCCAGACCCCAUGGGGUAACAGCAGACGUUUGGAGGAGAGGCUUUUGUUCAGCUACACAGAUGAACAACAGGAAGGAGGACAUGGAGAUCUCCUCUCACUAUCGUCAGCUCCUCAGAGAGCUCAACGAGCAGAGGCAGCACGGCAUCCUCUGCGACGCCUGUGUCAUUGUGGACGGAAAGAUCUUCAAAGCCCAUAAGAAUGUCCUCCUGGGCUCCUCGCGCUACUUCAAGACUCUUUACUGCCAGGUAAAAAAAGGUUCAGAGCCUCACCACCAGACUACUGUCACUCACCUCGACAUCGUCACAGCAACAGGCUUCAAAGCGAUCCUGGACUUUAUGUACUCGGCACACCUCGCCCUCACCAGUAAGAACGUAAUUGAGGUGAUGUCAGCCGCUAGCUACCUGCAGAUGACCGACAUCGUCCAGGCGUGCCACAGCUUCAUCAAGGCUGCGUUGGACAUCAGCAUCCGCUCCGAGAUGGCGGACGAACUGGCCGACUUUGAGAUGGGAGCUGUUGCCGCGGCCAGUAUAGGUGGAGGUGGAGGAAGUGCAGGGGGUCCGGUUUUAGCAGGAGCUGGAGGGGUUGUGGGGGCAGGUUUAGGAGUAGGAGGUGGGAUAGUGGGAAUGGCGUCCGAAGCUCUGGCCUCCAUCAUGUCCGGUCGCAGCACCUCUCCUUGGCUGGCUCGUCGCACCAGCCCAGCCAACUCCUCCGGGGACUCGGCCAUCGCCAGCUGCCACGAGGGAGGUAGCACGUACGGCAAGGAGGACCAAGAGCCCCCCAAGAGCCACGAGAGCCAGGAGGAAGCCUGCCAUGACUCCCAGCCCGCCUGGCCGCACGACUACAGACCGGUCACCGUCAAAGAGGAACAGGUGUCCCCUGCCUCUUCUUCCCAUCCCAGGGACACUCCCAGGGGGGCAGCACAGAGCCAGGGGGAGCAAGGUGCUGGAGGGGCUGCUGGAGGAGGAGUAGAUGGGUCCUGGCAACCACUGUCAGGCUCAGGUCGGAGGAAGAACCGAAAGAACAAGGACACGGUCAGACAUAUUACCCAGCAGUCUGAGAGGAACUGGGACAGAGAGCGGGACAGGGAGAGAGAGCGGGACAGUAGGCCUGGCUCACCUUUGCCCUCCAUGCUGGCUGUGGCUGGAUGGAACUACAACGGGCAGGAAAUCACAGGUGCAGACGUGACCGAACCCAACAGCUCAGACAGCCGCGGUGAACGCCUCGACUUCUUCCUCAAACAGGAGGAGGCUCUGACCACGGAGCCCAGCUACCUUGGUCCCAACGAAUCGGAGGAGGCCGGGGGAGGAGCAGGGGGUGGGACCAUCUCAUCCGUAGCCAAUCUGAAGGCAGCGCUGCUGAGUAAGAACAGCCUGCUGUCGCUACGGGCUGAAAUGAUGGGAGAUGAUAACCCCUUACUGUACGAGUACCUGCCCAAAGGAGGACACUCCCUGUCUUUGAAUGACUUCACGGUGAUCCGGAAAAAGUUCAAGUGCCCCUACUGCAGUUUCUCUGCUAUGCACCAGUGCAUCCUAAAGAGGCACAUGCGCUCCCACACUGGUGAGAGGCCCUACCCCUGUGAAAUCUGCGGCAAGAAGUUCACCAGGAGGGAGCACAUGAAGAGGCACACACUGGUCCACAGCAAGGACAAGAAGUACGUGUGUAAAGUGUGCAGCCGUGUCUUCAUGUCAGCCGCCAGCGUGGGAAUCAAACAUGGCUCGAGGCGCCACGGUGUUUGCGCCGAUUGCUCCGGCCGGGGCAUGGCUGCGCUGCUGGACCACAACGGGGAAGUGGGAGGAGAUAUCUCCCCGGAGGAGGAGCUGUAUCCCGGCGACCGUUUCCACGAUGACCAAGCAGAGUGCGAUGGUGACGGAGAGGGGGAGGAGGAGAUGAUGGUGGAGGGGGACGGGGAGAUGAUGGGUGAGGGAGAGGAGGAUGGAGGAGGAGGAGGAGGAGGGGGGAAGUGGAAGGACUCAGGGAUGAGCACUGAGGCACACAGAGCACUGGACAAUGAGAAGGAGGAGAGUGACUCCUCGGCACAGGAGGGGGAGCAGCAGAAUGGGAGUGAGAGGGACUUCACUUGGAUCUCCUAGAAUCAACCCCGCUCCUGUUAGCGGCUCCUUCGACCAAUCUCUAAAGAUCUCUUGCGAUCUUUUGGGCAGAAUCCUCUGCUCCUUUUACCCAUUCGUCCCAGCGUGGGCAGGCCUUCCUUUGUAUGGAAAGCUGGAGGGUGAUGCGCGACAAUGAUCUCAAACACACUCAUACACACACAAACACAAACACACACACACACACACACACACGCACACAAACACACACACUUAGGCCAUUCUCUGCCAUAGUCGAAGAAGAAGUGGUGACGAGAUGGUUCCAGUGUAAGGCUUUUUCCGCUUACCUCCUUUACUUCUGAUGCAGUGUUUUUGUGUUUCUUUUUCUCGAGAGUUCAGGCCAGAGUCCAGUAGUUUUUUACUCUGUCACAACAGGAAUCAACGAGGACGCUGCCAAGGACGCUAAGGCUGCAACUUUGUAUGUUUGCCAUCACAAUCACCAUGGAAACCAAGGAUCACUGACUGACUGUGUAGGGAAAUAGCCAGAAAGGGAAGUGAAGGCUGUAAAAGUCUCUCUGCAAGUAAAGGGAGAGAGAGUCUAAAAUCUAUUGCAAUGCUACAUGUGUCAGAGGAGCGGGCAGCCCCCACGGCACACAGUUGAUGCAGAGUCCUACUGCCACAGACUUGCACUUUAUCGACAACUGACUUGUAUCAAAGCCCUGAACCCGUGGUUUACAUUUUUGAUCUGAUCUUUGCUUACCUAAAACAACUCGGUGACCGCACCUACCUUUAAGGAUAUAGUCUAUGUCCUCUUGACUGUUAUCACGAUAUAGAAAUCACUGAAUCUUUGUGCAGAUUGCUGUUUAUAGAGCCUAUGCCUUUCAGUGGGGUCCUUAAUCUUUUCUUCGUUUACCACACAGUUUCUAUAAAUCCAUUCCAACAAGAUAAGACUAAUGUACAUACAGUUUUUGGGAUUCUGGGGGAGAGGUGUGUGUGAGGCCCGAGAGAGACAGAAAGAGACUUUGACAGUGUAUGGACGAGUUUUUAAUCUCUUUAUACACAAAGUGGACUUACAUUUUUGUUCCUGUUUGGAAAAUUAACUCAAGCACACAUUAAAUCCACAUGACCUACUGUACACGAUUAACUCUUUCUGUCCCUCUGGGCGUCUCUGGUGCAGUUUGUCUCACAGCAGAGGUUGUGAUGAUUGGACCUAAGGAUGAUCAGCCUUUGUCAAAUUUAAAAAAAAAAAAAAAAACAUUUUUCUUUUUUCUGUUUCUUUUCUUCUUGGUCAGUCAUGUAACUCCAGUUUCUCAGUACAGAAUAUGCAGACUCUUUCUAUGGUUUCUCUUUCUUUGGGUGGUAUAUUUUCUCUGGCUUUGUAAGGUUGAAAGGAGAGGAUCAAAAAUUGUGCUUGAACUUCGUAGGGUGUAAUAUUUGUUUUGUUUUUAACAGCUAUUUAUUAUAAAAAAAAAAACCUGUUUGUGGAUGCCUACAGUUUUUUUGAGAAGUUAUUCUCUCUCUUUCUUUCUUUCUGUGUGUAUGUGUGUGUCAGUGUGUGUGUGUGUGUUCGAAGGGACAAGAUGGAUGUUUGUAUGCGAGAAUGUGUGAGUGUCCAGUGUCCAAAAAAAGAGUCUAUCUUGAUUUCUUAUGAUUUUUUUCCUUGUUUUCUGGGAUGUGAUUGACAAUUCAAGUGAGGCAGAUGACAUGUCUUAUUAUUCUUAUGAGUAUCAGAACUUUGGUUAUCGUUGUUGAUGUUCCUAUUAUUAAUUAUUAUUAUUAAGUGCUGGAUGCUAAGCUUUAUUGUGUGCUCUUUUUUGAUAUUUUAUAUCUUGUAUAAGAAAAAAAAAGCUUUUAUACUUUGCCUUGUUGUGGACAGCAAGCCAUGGGGCUUUUAUUGACCUUUUAUUGUGCCAGUUUACGCUUUUUCUGUCGUAUUUGCUUUUUUUACAAAGUGGAAAAACAACUUCACUGUCAAACCUCUCUGUUAGAUAUUGAUUGAAACAUAUAUUCCGCACACGCUUUUUUUUUUUUUUUUUUUGCAUCACCAAUGUACACUAAUUGAUGAAUAUGGAACCAAAAACAAUCUCGUACCUUGUAUACAUGAAGUGCUUUUGUUUCACGGUCUGUGUGCAGGUGAUUUUUUGGAUUUCUUGCUGUGGUUAACCAGUUUUGUUGUUGAGUUGUUUUUAUUUUUUGAACCUGUCACUACUUGUCAGUUAUUAAAAAGUGCACAUGUUAUGGUGUCGUAAAUAUGACGGGCUAUGUAAAAGAAACUGCGAGAUUAAGAAGGCAGUUUCUUUAAUUUUAUUUUCUGAGUUUUCUACUGUCUCACGCCUUGCAUGAAACACAAUCAAGCAGAAAGGCAGCAUGCAGAUAAAACACUGGUGUGUGGAGCCUACAUGCUGUAUUUCUAUCCGCUGGUCAUUUACUGGCUUGACUCUCGAUCAUUUCCACAGCGGGAAAGUGAGCUCUGCAGCAGUUAACUCUGGGAAACAUUUUGUUACCAGUUCUGGUUGCACACAUCAGCUGCCAUGGACUGCACUUCCCAUCAUGCCCCACUAGGAAACUCUCAGUACAAUCUGAUUUCUUCAUCUCGAGCAACUGUCUUUAUUUUAUUUGUAUUAUUUACUCAGUUUUGUUUGACCCAUUAAUCAAAUAGGUGUAAUUUUUAGGGUAAAAAAAAGACAGUGGGGUUGGAUUUUUUAUUGAAUGUCAAUGUUAGGUGUGGAAGGAGCCCAUGAUCGGUGACAAAUCUCUGUCCUGUGGUGCUGUUACAGUCACUGAGAGACAUGUGGAUGAAUGUGUGACUCCCCGACCCUGCGCUCUUCUUAAGACCUGUACUGUACGUCUUCUUCCUCAUACUGGGUUGUAACUUCAGGAAAAAAAACAUCCGCCAUCGAACCCUCAAUAUGUGCCUCAAUAACAUUUCACCUUGCGUGCUUGUGGGUGUUUGUUCCUGACUGGUGUGUUUGUGCCAAUGGAUAGAGAUUUUACUUUAAAAAAAAAAAAAAAAGAGAGAGCAACUGAUCAGAUUAGAGGUGCAAAAAGUUUUUUUGAGGAUAAAACUUCAACGAGACAAAUCAUGAUGGGCGACUCCAUUCUCCUUCCCACCGUGUGUUUGAUGACCUUCUGUGCCCCGAUUCUGUGGUCUUAACUGCAUGCCUGUGCUCAUUUUGUCAUACCAAAGCGAUGUCAUCUGCACACAACUGUCUCAUUCCACAUGAUGCAAAACUGGAACUGGUUUUUAUCUCCUGCAGAUGAUUAUGGGUAUUCUUAUACGUGUACAAAUUGCAAUCCUCAUUUAGCCUGUAUAGCUUGAUUCACACGUGCAAAUCAUGAAGCCAUAGAUAUGGGUAUAUCUAUAUUAUACUAUAUUUCAAAAUUGGCGCUUUUUACUUUAGAUUUUGUUCUUCUACUAAGAGUGAUGUGUGUAUACCUUCAUAUAUAUGAAUUUAUAUUACUAUUAUAUAUUAUUUAUUUCUCUCAAGUUUCAGAGGACUUUGAUUUGUAAAAGGUCGCACUUGAAGCUUGAGGUUUGUUUAUUUUCAUUGGGAAUAUUGUUCAAUAUGAUACUGACUUUAUAUUGAUGAUUAUCAUAAACCUGUGUUUGUAACAAAAUGUGUUAAAUAAUCAAAAGAACCCUGUCCUGUUUCUACACCUGUUUUGUUUUUGGGCAGAUUUAAGUGCUCUUGUGCAGAUUUUUUUUUUCUUUUUUUUUUUUUUUCAGUUGAUAGUACUGAUCACAAAAACAUUUUACAGCCAACCAUGAGCCUCCUGUUUUUGAUGUUUGGGUCUGCCCGGCGGCCGCGCAAGCCUCUUUCUAACUUCAUGUUCAAUGGAAGAAUUAGCUUGACUAUUAUUUGCAAAAACCAAUCAGUCUCAAUAAAUUUUGAAAUUGCUGCUGUAAAGAAGUGA